AUCAAACAACCAUGAACCUGACCAUGACUUUAAGCUUCUUCAACCAAUUCUCAAUCCCACAUAUCCUUGGCCUACCACUAAUUAUCCUAGCACUCCUACUACCCCCAAUAAUAAUCUUUAAAACAAACCGCCUACUACACAGUCGACUAACAACCCUACAAUCCUGGUCAUCAAUAACCUUUACAAAACAACUAUUCACCCCACUAAAUGCACGAGCCCAAAAAUGAGCAAACACACUACUAGCAUUAAUACUAAUGUUAACCAUAUUAAACACAUUAGGACUAUUACCAUACACAUUCACCCCAACAACACAACUAUCAAUAAACUUAGGACUUGCAGUACCAAUAUGACUUAUAACAGUAUUACUUGGCCUACGAAACCAACCAACCAAUUCUCUAGGCCACCUUCUACCAGAGGGUACCCCAACACCACUAAUUCCAAUCUUAAUUAUUAUCGAAACAAUCAGCCUAUUUAUCCGCCCAAUCGCCCUUGAAGUACGACUAACCACUAACCUAACAGCUGGUCACUUACUUAUUCAACUAAUAUCAACAGCCAUCUUUGUAAUACUACCAACAAUAACACUCUCCGCAACCAUCACUAUACUAGUCCUACUCCUACUAACAUGUCUUGAAAUUGCUGUAGCAAUUAUUCAAGCGUACGUUUUCGUACUACUCCUAACCCUAUACCUACAAGAAAACACCUAA
This is a messenger RNA of Rhineura floridana, 704 nucleotides long. RefSeq names its product ATP synthase subunit a-like. The transcript has a single exon. Gene Ontology annotation, biological process: proton motive force-driven ATP synthesis. Gene Ontology annotation, molecular function: proton transmembrane transporter activity. Lineage: Eukaryota; Metazoa; Chordata; Lepidosauria; Squamata; Rhineuridae. The record is from RefSeq and is a predicted model, not a curated record.